AUGUCUUCGUCGCCCGAAGAUAUCGCGGCCCUGGCCGGCCAGGCCAAGACCGUUGCGCCCGCUGGCGACCGCCAGCCGUCGUUCUUCCUCUCGCUUGCCCCUGCCACGUCCAGCUCGUACCCGCAGCGCAAGGCGUCGGCCCCCGAGACGGAUGCUGCCCCGGUUGCUGCCACAGUCGCUGCACCCACGGAGUCUGCGGCUGCCGUGGUCGAUGCUAAGCAGCGCCGCAGCUCGAGCCUGAGCAGCUCGGGCAGCAACUCGACAUCGACGGGCGUUCGGAUCCUCAAGUUGGGUCCUGUUCACUGGGGCGAGCAUCUCGACGAGAGCAAGCACGACUGGCACGAGGUUGUCUUUGAGUAA
Molecule: messenger RNA, 360 nt
Organism: Sporothrix brasiliensis 5110
Lineage: Eukaryota; Fungi; Ascomycota; Sordariomycetes; Ophiostomatales; Ophiostomataceae
Exons: 1
Coding region: 1-360 (119 amino acids)
Source: RefSeq, a predicted model, not a curated record